Molecule: messenger RNA, 1447 nt
Organism: Astyanax mexicanus (Mexican tetra)
Lineage: Eukaryota; Metazoa; Chordata; Actinopteri; Characiformes; Acestrorhamphidae
Gene: cldn18
Product: claudin 18
Exons: 5
Coding region: 79-795 (238 amino acids)
Biological process (GO): bicellular tight junction assembly; cell adhesion
Cellular component (GO): bicellular tight junction; plasma membrane
Molecular function (GO): structural molecule activity
Source: RefSeq, a predicted model, not a curated record
CGCCCUGUCCAGCUUCAAUUCAGCCUCCAGCCUGACACUGACCACUUCGCUGCCCUUCAGUCCAGAGAGUGAGAAACCAUGGCGAACACCAUCCUGCAGACCGCUGGCUUUGUUCUAGGACUGAUCGGAGUGGCAGCGGUCAUCGCCGCCACUGUUAUGAACAACUGGAGCACUAAAGAUCGGCAGGGCGACGUGGUGACCUCUGUCUACACCUAUAAGGGACUGUGGCAGGACUGUGAAGUGUCCACCUCUGGGUUCACCGAGUGCCGGCCGCUGUACGGAAUCCUGGGGUACUCAGGUGAGUUCCAGGCUGUGAGGGCGCUGAUGGUGAUCGGAGUUGUGCUGGGCUUAAUCGCCACUCUAAUCUCGCUGUUCUCUCUGAAAUGCUUUAAAAUGGGAAACACGGAGGUCUCCACCAAGGCCAAGAUGACCCUGACGGCUGGCAUCAUGUUCGUCACCGCAGGCAUCUGCGCCAUUAUUGGAGCGUCCAUUUAUGCCAACCAGAUAGUGACAAGCUUCGUCCAGACCACCUACAACACUAAUUAUGGAGGGAUGAACCAGAUGCAGAUGGAGGGGAUGGGGAUGAGCAUGGCCACCACGUACACAUUUGGACCCGCCCUCUUCGUGGCCUGGGUCGGAGCCGGCUUGCUGCUGAUUGGAGGAGUUUUGAAGUGUGUAGCCUUCAAAGGGAUGCAUGUUGACAGCAAACCCGCCUAUAAUACAGUUGCUUACAGAGUUCCAGCCCAGUCCCGGUCAGCUGAGGAGGGCAGUGAGAGAGCGCAGAAAUACGUAUGAGGAGAAGAAGACACAUUUUCUACUCCGAGAAUAUUUCUGCUUUAUAGAAUAAUCCUGCUUUAUUUACACUACAAUGUGUGUUUAUUUUAUUAUAUGUACAAGAGAAUCACCUUCAUUUACGGUCAGUGUAACCUUUAUCACAUUUAUUAUUCAAAAUAGUAAUAAAUAAGUAAUUCAAAUUCAUAAAAAUGUAAUGGGUUUUCAUCUAUUUUUCUAAAUUUCUAGUGUAUUAUGACAAAUUAUGAAUUCAUUUAGAUUUAGAUUGAUCUAUUUUUGCAUUUUGUAACAUAAGUGAAUUCUACCCUCAGAUUCUUGUUAAAAAAUAAAAAAAAUGAAACUGAUUGUGAGGGCAGAAAUUAAAUAUUAAAAACUGGAUGAAAACUCUUUGUUUUUUGUUUGUUAUUUGUUCUAUACAUUUUGUAAAUGGAAGAACCAGGGUUUUUUACCAAAUUUACUCUUUACAAAUGUAUCCUCAAACUGUCAUACAAUUAAACUGAUAAAUGUUACACUGACCUUUAACCACUGAUGUUUUUAAAUCUUCAAAUUUACCUGUUUGAUGUUGAAAUAUAAUGCGACAUGCUCUGAUCUUCAUUUUUGUUAUUACUAAAUCAAUUUGUCAUUUUUGUAAAAAUAAACAGACCUGAUAAACCCA